AUGAUAUUUGGAAAAGGGAAGGAAAAGCAUUCGCUUAAAAAAUUUCAAGGAAAUGGAUAUAGCAAGGUCCUUGAAUUAUUUCACCAAAAAUUCUUAGAAUCAAAAUUAAAAGACGAAAAAGGAUCAACAAAAGUUAUAGCUCUACAAGAGAAAAAAAUCACACAUUUAAAUUUGACAGAAGAACUUGAAAAGCAAAUACAGCCAAGGCGUUUUUCAUUAGAAAACACCAAGUCCUCAUCUAUAUUAAAAAAAUCAGCUUCAAACUUUUUGAAAUCAUCGAAAAACCUCAGAAGAAAUUCUUCAUCAAAUCCUCAAAAACUUCCUUCUAUCUCUUCUUAUAAAAGCCACACUGAAACAUCAAUACCCAAAUCCCGCCAAAAGCAACGUAUAAAUGCCUUUCCUAAUCGAAGAAAUUCUUCAGUUCACCAUAAAUAUUCUAAUUUCAAGAAAUCUGCUAUAAGAGCGAGUGAAACUAAAACAUUCUGAAAAACUCCAGUUGAAGCCACUGAGAACAAAGUUAAACCUUAUAAAAUAGAUGAGAGCUGUAAUGCUUCUUUAGGAAGCAAUUGGCAAAAUCAGACUCAUUCGUCUAGUAGUAGGAGCUCAACAUCGUUGGAAUGCCAAGAUUUGAGCUAUGAUUAUAUUUAUGAUCGGAAAUGUUAUUCGUUUAUAAGUCCAUAA
Messenger RNA from Blepharisma stoltei, 681 nucleotides. Lineage: Eukaryota; Ciliophora; Heterotrichea; Heterotrichida; Blepharismidae. The record is from the annotation of a GenBank genome assembly.